GCCAUUAUGAGAUAGAUCUAUAGAUCUAGAUCUCUAGUAAUCUAAAUCAAUUAAAAUUGUUAAUUACAGUAAUUUUUAUUUAUUUUUUGGUAUAGACUAGAUCUAGACCUACUUGAUCGUACAUCUAGGGAUGGUACUAAAAAAGUAACUCAAUGUGCUGUUGAAAAUGAUAUUUUUAUCAAUGCUUGUACUUGUUGAGAUGCUGGGCCAAGCUAAAACUAUGGUGCCACUUUCGCACAGUAGCCCACUAAUUUGUCAGACUGUAUGUAACUGUGAUAUUAAAGCUGAUGGGCUCAUUAGUAUCAUUUGUAAUAUUGAAUCUCUGAGCCAGUGGAAUUCAUUGUGCCAAGAGAUAUCAAAGAUUCCAAGGCAGACUCACAGCCAUGUCAAAUUGAAACUCCAAGGCAAUUUUUCCCAGUUAAAUGUAAAGUUUUCUUGUAUGUCCAUUAUUCAUACUUUAGAUCUUUCUCACACAUUUCUGAUUCCUAGGCCUGAGAUGUUUGCAUCAAUGAAUAGUCUUUCUGUUUUAAACUUGAGCUUCAACACUAUUCAGAAUCUACCAUCCAAUUUAUUUUCAAGCCUUGCUUCAUUGUCGUCUGUAGAUCUAUCUCAUAAUGCGAUCCAGGAGCUUGAUGAAAAUAUUUUUAAUGACACUCAUUUGUUGACUGCUAUAGACCUAAGCUACAACAACCUGAAAGCUAUUUCCUAUUUGACAUUGUCUUCGCUAAAACACCUUCAGGAAAUAAACUUGCAGAACAACAGCAUACAAGAGUUUUCCUCUGUGCACAUUUCUAGCUGUAGGAACCUGAAAAAGCUGAACUUGCAUGGUAAUCAACUAAGAGCUUUUCAUGUACUUGGCAAUGAAAGUGAAAUAUCUGCAACAGAGAACCUUGAGUAUCUAGAUAUAUCCAGUAAUCCUUUAGAAUGUUCAUGUACACUCCUUAAACUGUUACAGCAUCUUCCUGACCAUAGGAAGACCUUGGUCUCAGCAGACAAAACUAUAUGUGAUAGCCCACCAAGUUUGCAUGGAAAAAGCUUAGAUGGUGUCAAUGAAACACUACUAGAAUGUACUGCCCCUUAUAGUCUCAAAGUAUGGCCAGCCAAUGAAACCUCUGCUCUGGUUGCAAGCUCUUUGGUGUUUCGAUGCUCAGCUAACGGUUACCCCUCACCAUCAGUCAUGUGGGUGACUCCCUGGGGGGAUAUGUUCUAUAGUCAUCAAAAGGACAUCUUGCAGUAUAAAAGCUUACACAUGGCUGAAGAUGAAGAAGUGUUUACAUUCAGAACAUAUGAAGAGCCUAAUGUUGAUAUAAGCACUACCAUUCAUAUUGAUAGUAAAAAUAACUUAAUAGUAAACAAAUUUAGAGGGAGCAUGUCAGGAAACUUCACAUGUAUGACAUUCAAUGAGGCUGGAAAUUUUUCACUUCGGAUUCAGAUCUCAGCUUUUUCUAAGAUUAAGCCUGUAUUUGUUCAAAGUUUGUUUAUAGGUGGAUACUCAGCCUCUGGCCUCCUUAUUAUAGGGAUUUUUGUAGGUGUAAUUAAGUCUUUGGUCAAAAGAAUUCAACACAAGUUUUAUUUCAUUGUACCACUGUUCUCUAAAUCUGCGCCUCAUCAUGAGCCUGAUACAACCAGUAAUGCUGCUUCUGUUGAAGCAUUUGACAACAAUGAAGAUGACAAUGCAGGUUCUGGAAAUGACGAAGAGGCACAAUCUGGCUACUCUCUUACAGUUGAAGAUGCACUAUACUCCAGUAAAUAUGACACUACAGAUGUAGGUAACAGCCCAAAGGAGUGGACACCCAAAGCCCUUUUAGAAUAUUUAGAGGAUUCUAAAGGAAGGCUGCGCCAUGGUAUGGGCCGUAAAAUGCAGCGUGUCAGAAAAAAUGUCCAAUCUAUCAAGGAGAGUGGCAGUGUCUAUGUGCAUAACAUUGUUGAGACUGGUAGCUCCGCAGCCAGGACCAUGAGAGCUGGUGUUGUCAUGGGCGUUGAGACAGUGAAAUACCAUGUGCAGUCUUUUAAAGAGCUCUGCGGCACUGGUGAUAUGGGAACGCAGACCAUUUCAAUGGUCUCUGUUGAAACAGAUGUAGAUUCAAACCAGAGCAAGGAAAUAAUCAAACAAGUGACCUUUGUCUGACAAUAGUCAAUUUUUGCUUAAUAUGCAAACUAGAAAAUUACAUACUAAUACAUGUACCAUUGUCUUUGAUUACAUUAUGUCAACAUCUAUUGUUAUAAUUCAGUCUUUCAGAUGGCAUUAAAUAGUUGAUCUAAAUAAAACUACCAUACCUCUAAAGUUUUAUGUGACAAACAAUAACAACACUGCAGCCCUAUGGCUGCAUGUAAUAUUAUCUAACUUUUGAAGGCACUUCUUUUCUAUAAUUACUAUUGAUAAAAAUCCACCUUUUUUUUUACUUUUCUGCUUGAGAUUUUAAAACUUUAUAGCUGUAAUUGUAUUUUUAAUUUCAUUAUUUUGAGUACCCAGUGUGUCAUAGCUGUGAUUGGUAAUAAGGUAUUUUAGUGGGUAUGGUACUCAUUUUAGUUCAAUACAAUAGCCAGGUUGUUGUUUUUUCAAUGGUAGCCUUAUUUAUAAAGUAGAUUUGUAAAAAAAAAUGUUUUAAUUCCUUUGCCUUUGAAAACAAUGUUUGUAUUAUAUCUGCUUCAAUGUGUCUGUUAAAGAAUUUGUAAAAGAAGUAUGAUAAGAACAAUAAAAUACAUAUAGUUGAAACUUUCAAAAAUGGAAUGAAAAUUUUUUUUUAUUUGCAUUAUGAUUUAGAAAUAGAUUUGUACAAGUAAACGACAAACAUUUGUUUGUUUAAGUCAGAAAAGCCUAGAAACUGUUUAUUUAAAAAAAAACUUUUUUUUUGUUUUUUUUCCAAAAUAAUUGUACAAACCACAAAUUUCUGCCAAACGAAGACAUUUUCAUACAUACUGCUUUAUAAAGAGAUUUAUAACUAUUAUUUGUGUAUGUAUAAAAUAUUUUCUAAUUACCACUCUACUACAAUUUUUAUACAAAAUUGUUUUAUGUUGACUGUGAUCACAUUAAACAUGUUCCAGUGCCAAUUUUGGCUAGUGUAACAAAUCACUCCAGCCUCAUGUGAUAUGAACAUGUAUACAAAUGCAUUAUCAAAUGCUGCAGCUC
Messenger RNA from Biomphalaria glabrata, 3130 nucleotides. Its product is annotated as leucine-rich repeat and fibronectin type-III domain-containing protein 5-like. The transcript has 2 exons. Gene Ontology annotation, molecular function: protein binding. The record is from RefSeq and is a predicted model, not a curated record. Lineage: Eukaryota; Metazoa; Mollusca; Gastropoda; Planorbidae. Bases 167 to 2128 code for a protein of 653 amino acids.